This is a messenger RNA of Ostertagia ostertagi, 2679 nucleotides long. NCBI's taxonomy places the organism in Eukaryota, Metazoa, Nematoda, Chromadorea, Rhabditida, Trichostrongylidae. The record is from the annotation of a GenBank genome assembly.
GUCCUCUUGUUGCUGGAUGCUGGAACUCCAACGCAAAGUUACUGCUAUGCUUUAAGUAAUAGUGCCAUCCUUUGCAAUGAUGUGUUUCAGUUCGAUCCUAAGCUCAAAAGAUGUGUGUGCUUGAUGGGACCUGAUGAGACGUUGUGUCUAAAGGUGGAUGAUGUUGGUAAAGGUGAUGAAGGUCGACAAAACACGGAGUGGUACAAUGCGAUUAUGUCAGCUCUCAUCCCAUCGAGAGUUCUACGUUUGGGAAGGCCGAUUCAGCCGCAAGAAUUUUUUGAGUGUGCCUGGGACGUCGAAGUGGUCAGUGCGCCGAAGUUGAAAAGGCCACCUGGUCGCACUGAAGAACCGUUGCAGAAUAUAUGUAUUCGACUACCAGAUAUUGCGGGCCCUAAGAGGUUGUGUUUCUAUGCUCACACAAUCGUUCUCUGUAAACGUCGCAUUGAGCCAGCUAUAUGCGGUAUGCCAUCGUCGGGAAUUCCACCUUUUCAUACUGAUGACUUUAUUGAGAUUCCGCGCAAAUGUGUAGCAUUUUUUGGUUGUCAGGAACGUUACUUUCUAAUGAGGCUUGGAAGAGGUGCACCCAUGGGUGCAAGCGAAUUGUGGGCUCAGUGUGACAGUGAAGAGUGUCGUAAUGCCGCCGGGACUGCUUUCGCUGAGAUCACACCACAACCAUCACGUGCAGGAUCAUCGGCAUCGACAAAUAGUGGAGUUGGCCGUAAGCAGUCUACACCGUCUGGACCUGGCUCUGCACCACUCGGAUCCCGAGCUUUGUCCGUAUCACACGGAUCACAAUCGCAGUCUGGGAACACAUCUCGUGGCAGCAGUCUAAUGAGCAUUUUUCCUAUUCAAGCGUCCUGCAAUACAAAUCAUGACGAAGAUGAUGUUUAUCAAGCAAUGACAGCCCCUACUAAAUUGCGUUCAUCGCCUUCCACUUCCACUACUGACGACACCGAGAACAGUGGUGGCACCAUUUGCAUUGAUCAGGCAGACGAAACAAGAUCUUUGGAUAUGUCUGUUUCGCAGAUUUCUCGCGCAGUACAGGAACCACGAAUCAAACGGCAGUUAUCCGAGACAAUUCCAUAUCGACAGCAGGAAGAUCGCUGCUCUCUGGGAGGUAAUAUCGCUUCCGAUGGUUUAUCAAUGGAAGCCAUCAGUGAUAUGAACGCCAAUGCGCAAUAUAAACAAGACGAUGGAUAUACACCUAUGCAUGCUGCUGAGUGGACCGCUGGUGGAAGCAACAGUCAUCUCAUUGUUCCAGCAUAUGAACGAUACAAACUUGAGGAGGUUCGUUCGUAUGUAUCGGAUAGUAGUGACAGUUGUUAUUCAUCAAUGGCGGCAAAUGGUUGUUCGAAUUCUCAAGUUGCCGCAGGAGCUUCUGCUAAUCCACCUCGGGCAUAUUCAUUUGCUGGUCGUUGUAACCUUCGCCCUACUGGCUUGCAAGGCAAUAUAGUGGAAAAUGUUGAUCUUCGAGGCGAUAAUUCCGGCGGAGGGCUUCUCCCACCACAAGAAGAUCCACGGAAAAGAGCGUUCUCAUUGGGUAGCAAGACACUUUUCCCGAGGCCUUUCCGUAAGAUCUCGCAGCAUGCGUCACGGCAACAGCGUCUUUCUCAAACAUCCGCCUCUGGUGCAUCUCUAGCUUCCUCUGAAGUCUCGUCUUCAUUUGGACCGUCGUCAUCUAGUGCGAACCACCUGACAAGUUUGAAUUGCUCUGAGAAAGAUGAGUACUCGAGAAAUCGUUCUGGCAGCUUUGGAUCUGGGCGUAGUACUCCUUACAAUCGAAAAGGUGGAACUUCGGGAACGCGCGAUGGUGCUGACCAUUUUGUUGAGAUGGAUUUCGGAAAUACGAUCGGCCGAUCUGGAAGUGGUUCUGUUGGUAGCGUUGAUAGUCCUAACAGGUCUCGAACAUCGUCUUUCGGAUGCAGUGCUCGGAAGGACGCGGAGAUAUUCUCUUAUCCCACGGACCUACCGGAUUCUGGUCUUACACCCAGCCAACUGGUGCUUCAGCAAGCUAAACAGAGUAGUCUUGACGAAUCUUGUGACUACGUGAGCACCGAAGCACCGGAUCUAGUUGCUGUGAAAAACGCACUUGCUGAAGCCGCAAACGAGCACACCCAUUCACACCACCUCACAUUUCUUUCUCCUGUUGAUCCCAAAGCGAUCGAUCUACGCAGUUCACAACACUUCGAAACUAUUGAAGAGAGUGCGUCCUUGAAAUCGUCUCCAUGCUCAUCGAGAAGUUCGGUAAGUGCGCAUGAUGAUAGCAUAGACGAAGCGGAUGGUGAGAGGAGGCGACAAGUUACUGGUGAUGUCGGGUAUCAGCGUUUGAACACAAGUGAAGGCUCUGCAUCAUCAUAUUUACCCAUAUGUGCCACUCGAGCGGAUCGUUCUGCGUCGAAUCCAGUCUCCGAGAUGACAGAACUUCACCCGCCGCCGUCUGUGAUUGGCUUACCGAAGAGAAGUUCGGUACCGACCCUGAAAAGUCAUGAUCCUGAAGAUUCCAGCGUUGGAUUGAACUACGCUUUCGUGCAGGAUGCUGAGCCCCCUACAACCAUGUUGCUUUCUGAUCCCAUGAACGUCUCAUCAAGUCGUUCUCGCUCAAAAUCUGGAAUCAUAUUUACACAUAAUUAUGACGCGGCAAAGUCGGCUCUCGAUUAUGCAUCAAUUAAACCCCUCUGA